CGUUACGUUCUGCGUUAUAAUGCAUCGCGUUCGAUCCGUUCAAGCAGCCACUCGAGCCGAUCGCAGCCCGGCUCUGAGAGGUGAGAUCACCGCAAACGCUGAUGUAAUCGGUUCGUAUUUUGGCCCUCUUGUCAUCCGGCCAAUCGCAAUGUUUCUGGAAUCAAUGCAACAAGCAUCCCGAUUCAAAAUGCCUCAACUGGACGCAGAGACCCCGAAUUUUUAUCACCCUCGUACUCUUUGGCCCAAUUUUUUAGGGUCAAGACCGGGUGAUUUGUGCUCCGAUCUAUUGUGACGCUUGGAUUGAUUGACAUAGUACCUUCAAGGAGGAUCAAUUAGAUAGUCCGAGGAUUAUUUUCUUUCAUUCUCUGAGAAAUCAAUUCAUUCGCUCUUCUUUUCACCCGUAGGUCAAUACCUUGUAUAAUUGACUUGCGCCUAAAGCUUAUCGCCGCACUUAAAUUCGACAAUGAUCUGUGGUGAAUGGAAUCUACUGCUUUGGCAUAGAAGAUUGAAGGAAUAAAGGAGCCAAAGGAAAGGAGAGAAAAAUAAUGGGUAAGAAUCUCAGACGCUGGGAGAAGCUCGGCGGGAUCUGAUAUUGAUUGAUUGAGACAAGGUCGAAGCCAUAAGUCAUCAGGGCGCAGGCUGGAAAGUUUUGAUCAGCCUCUAAUACCUACUCCUGUCGUAGUAAAACCUUACCUGCGUCUGCGUAAGCAACCUAUGAUUUCCUUCGUCCAUUCUCAUUCUAUUGAGUAUGAAUUUCGUCCCACGCACGUGGAGAAAGCCAGAAAAAAUUUAUUACGAUCUAUGCCCUAUGAUCUCUGAUACGAUAUAUAUCGAAUAAUUUUCCAAUUACUGCCAGUGACGAAGAGAAAUUAAGACUGACUCGAGUGAAUUUCGGAACUUUGACCGAUGUCGAGAGCUCCAUCUCCUUGGGUCAAUGUAACAAUUCAGAAUCAGGGGCUGGGCUCAAUCUCAGACGUAAAUCUGGCUUAGCCGAAAUCUGUGUUUGAACCAAGAUUUCGUCGUUACCAGGCCGAUAUACGGCGGGGCGAUAAUAAGGUUCACAAGAAUUAACCAGGAGUAAUAAGCGCACCGAGCAGCGACAUUGCAAACAGCUAAAUGACUUCCUCUGGUAACCACAUCCUCGAAUAAAUAAUGGAAGUGGAAAUUGUUAGUGGUGUUCUUUCGUUCGUGGGUGUUGGGGGUUAGUUGCGUUUGAUACUCACGAGAUUACAGUCGGAGUAAGGAUCGCUCUUUUCUUGAACGCCGUUCGUAGAUCCCCAGGUUGAAAUCUGAUCAAGAGAUGACGGUCUGCCGGGCCCCGGCGACGAAACUCGAGCUCAUGACGCUCGUCGAGAACGGCGACGUGAAACAAGCGGUGCAAAUCAUCGAGUCCAGCAACACAAACGACCACCGAAGUUUCGUCGAGCCUUGCGGUUCGCUCCGAGUAACCCUCGUCCACCUCGCAGCCUGGCAAGGAUACCUCAGCAUCCUCCAGCGGCUUGAAAUCUCGAAUGCGGACCUUGACGCGAGCGACAAGUUAGGAAGGUGUGCGCUUCACCUGGCCGCUCAGCAAAAUCACGUCGACGUCGUAAAGUGGCUUUUGGAGCGAGGAGCUGCCGUCGAAAACCGAUUCGAAGUCAGAUUCUUACCCAAGGAUGAACCUUACAGUGCCACCGCUUUAAACUCCUGGCCAAAGUGCGAUAUCGGACAUAGUCUGCCACUGCCGGAAUGUUGGGGAAGAACGGCGCUUCACCAGGCGGUGAAAGCUGGACACGUCGACAUAGUGAACCUCCUCCUGAACGCCGGGGCGAACCCGGAUGCCCGGGACCAGCGAGGAGUGACGCCCUUGCAUCUGGCCGCCGUUACUGUGGACUCGAAUGACCCAAAAGACAUGUCGCGGUUCGAGAGGAUCGUCGAUAUCCUCGUGUCCGCCUCGGCGUCCGUCAACAUCGUCCACCCGGACACAGGCACGACGGCGCUGCACCACGCCGUGACCCUGGGUAGCCGAGAAGCUACGAAGCGACUUCUCGAGGGCGGUGCCUGGCCGUCGGCUCGUUGCAUCGGAACAGGAAUCACCCCGCUACAUAUUGCGGCUAGCGCCGGGUUCCACGACAUCUUACGGAUCCUGCUGUUUUACAUGGACUCCUCCUUCGUCGAUGUCCAGGACGAGGUUGGACGUACACCGCUUCACGCGGCAGCCUACCAAGGUCACCUUGCUUCCAUUCGGGUUCUGGUAGACAGCGGGUCUAAUUUGGCCUCGGAGACAAAGACGGGAGUGACGGUUAUCGACGCCAUAUUCGAAAACAUCGCCCGGCCGAUCACCUUCAUCACGAACAUUCUAGACUCGCUGGUGCGGGGGACGGACAAAAACGUGAACCAAGUCGUCCUGGACUUCAAGCCGCUGGCACCCCGAGGCGAACUUCAGAUGGCCGUGGUUUCUGCCCUGAUUGGAGCUGUGCCGAGCAUCGAGCAGAUGACGAUCCUCCAACACCCGCUAAUCGAAGCCUUCCUUGGAAUUAAGUGGUACCGGCUUCGUCCGUUCUUCUUCCUCCUCGUGCUCAUCCACGUGGUCUUCGUCCUCUCCUUGUCGUGCUACGCGAUGAUCCUCCUUCAGAAAGUGUUCGACAUCGCGAUACCUGCAGGCAGAGUCCUCAUUCUCUGCGCCUGUAUUAUUCUUGGCCACAAUCUACUCCAGCUGCUCAUAGUGCCGAGGCACCACACGAGGCAGUUCGAAACCUGGUUGUCAGCCAUCUGUGUGACCAUUUCGAUCGGAGUGGCGAUUGCAGGAGAGUACCGUCCGACCAUGAUGGAAGCAACGAACCAGGCUGAGAGCGAAAGCUUUCGUCAGUGGAUCCUGCAGUCCGUCAGCGUGGCCAUACUCAUCGCCUGGAUCCAGAUAAUGCUGCUCAUCGGGAGAUUUCCAACCUUGGGGUACUACACGCUCAUGUUCUCGACCGUACUGAAAAACGUCUUCAAGGUGCUCAUAGCCUUUGUAUGGCUUAUCGUUGGUUUCGCUCUGAGCUUCUCGCUUCUGUUCUGCGGCGGCGGACAGUUCACCGACUCCUGGAAGGCCGUGAUCAAGACCAUGGUCAUGAUGACCGGGGAGUACAACUUCGACGACCUCGUGAAAACGAUGGAUAUUACGGAGAAAAACGUCGUUCUCCAAUUUGUCGGAAGGAUCGUUUUCCUCAUGUUUGUCAUGCUUGCCAGUAUUGUGCUGAUGAAUCUAAUGAUCGGUUUGGCGGUCAGCGAUAUCCAGGGAAUCUUGAAGGAGGGCUACAUCCGUCGGUUGCUGAAGCAGGCCGAGUUCGUUGCUCACUUGGAGUGGGUGACGUCCCACCGGAUUUUCAAAAGCCGGCUGGUUCCCAGAUACCUGAGGAUGAUGUUCGAAUCGAAGAAGAUGAUCCCGACCCAAAUAACGCUCGGCGUGUUGACGGAGUACGGAAAGAAGAACACUGGGAUUUCCGAAGAGCUGAUCGACGCCCUUUUCGACAUCGCCAUGAGGAACCGGGAACUUGACAAAGAGUGCGAAAGUCACUCCCCGUCUUCCAAAGGAAACGAAGACUGUUUCAACGAAACGGUAACUUCCUGCCAGCAUGGAGUCAAGGAAUUCUUUCGUGAAAAUCUGCGCACGCAAAGAAUGCAGUCCAUAAGACGUAAGCUGGGUAGGCGGCGCAAAAGCGCAAUCUGAUUGAAAACCAUAGGCAACGCGCGUUACGUAGGUACGAUGGAAUUUUACAAGCUGAAUUCUCAGUGCUCGGGCAUUUGUUAUAGGAAAAUUUAUGACCGAACUAUUCUUGCUGCAAUUUUGUUUGCCGUGAACCAACGCUUGACCAAUGACAGGUGAUGGAAAUUAUCUUGCAGCCUAAAUGAAAUUCCAAGCGUGUAAUGGUGGCCAUAUUGAAAAUAUGUCACAAACAUAUUUUAUUAAGAACUUUAAAACGUAGAUUUAAAAAUUCAGCCAGUUCCACAGCGACGGAUGAUUUGAAGCGCGGAAAAUUAAAAUCUGAAUGUGUAGUUAAUCGGUAAAACAGGAACACGUAAAUCUGAAGAAAAAAAACGUAAUACUCAUUCAACAAGGUAAGUAUACUCGAUCAAAAGACGUAGCGAGAAUAAAUAUGCACUGAUAAAAAGCAUAGCAAUACUCGUAGAAUUCACCUCAGCCGGUAAUGAAGGCAGGCUCGUGUGUAGUCGUGUUCAGUUGCCGAGAGACUUGGUUACCCGCGAAAUACGGUCCGUUUGUAGCCCUACAGAUGUCAGAGGUAGGUAGAAAGAAUGCCGAUAUAAGGCCGAUAUAAGGCAAGUGAAUUAUCUGAAUUUCAUCCGAUUGAAAUAAUUCACUGGACUAGCAAAUUUUAAUGAUAAUAUAGUCACAGCAAGAUAUUAGCUGUCGAAAUCAAAAUUUUCAACGCAACGGCAAAGGUUUCACAAGCAUAGCCAAGCGAAGUUCCAAUGUAGCAAACCCGUCAACUAAACUUGCAAAUUCCUGGCUGCUGCAACCGAAUUUUUUUUGCUACGACAAUAUUGAUACCAAAACUUGCUGGUUUAGCAAGUUAUUUUUUCUUUUCGACAAGUACUCCCUGCACCAGCUAUCCGGAAAUCAUUUCCUAUACGUUGAUUCAAAUAUACAUUUUUGUGUUUGUACCGCAUAUUGCGAUUUACGCACGCCGGUCAUGCAGCAACUUCACAAUCAGUUCAGUUUUCUCAGUUAUCACUUGUGAUGCGCAGGUACAAAUGAUCCGAGAAUAAGUGAUUUGUUUCAAUUGGGUUAUACAUAUAAUAUACUAUUGUAAUUUUCACAAGCGAACAGGCACCUCCGAUUUUUAUAGUACUUUGUAAACCAGACCCCCGAAAUCUGCACAGUAGUCGGACAAUUGUUCGGUCACGAGAAAUUUAUGAUAAUCAUUUAUAACGUGUCGGUGAUUAAGGAGAAAAUAAUUAUAGGUCUAUAAUUUAUCACUCGGUUGUAUUCGCAACUUAUGAUUUUUAUUUCGUUUAUUCUAUACUACUCCAUAUUUAUACAUUAAUUAUAAUUAUUGGAGUACAAUUAUAUACAGCAAUGUCACAUUUCCAGUAAUUUUGUCUGAUUCCACAAUGAUGUCGCAUGCGUCUUCUUACCUGUACGUAAAAUAAAUUGUGGUUUGUUUUUUUUUAUGAAUAUAUGUAUAUUUCCUUUCUUUUCAUGUUCUUCAUCUUUCAUUAC
Neodiprion virginianus is the source of this 5203-nucleotide messenger RNA. RefSeq names its product transient receptor potential channel pyrexia-like. The coding region runs from base 1301 to 3691 and encodes 796 amino acids. Gene Ontology annotation, cellular component: membrane. The record is from RefSeq and is a predicted model, not a curated record. Gene Ontology annotation, biological process: transmembrane transport; monoatomic ion transport. NCBI's taxonomy places the organism in Eukaryota, Metazoa, Arthropoda, Insecta, Hymenoptera, Diprionidae. The transcript has 8 exons. Gene Ontology annotation, molecular function: monoatomic ion channel activity; protein binding.